AUCUGUUAUUUAUUAAAUAAUAUGUUAUGAACCACUCCUAUAUAAGUGUAUCCAGCACACUUCUCAGUGGUAGGUUGCUACUAGUAAUCAGUAAUCUGUGCAGUUGCCUAGCAACCUCAAAGAAUUUAUAGAAUGCCAACAACAAAAUUAUCACGUUUGUUAGAUGUAAACGUUUUCUUAAAAUAUGUGGUAUAACAAAGUAAAACAUUAGAAAAUAUCUAUGAUAGUGUCUUAACAAUAUUGCUAAUAUGUCAUCCAUAUCUAGUUCGAAGGAAAUGAAGGAAAUGUCCUGUGAUAGCAGUAAUAAGGAGUUCCUACUCUUAGAAAAAACUUGCGAAGCCCUCAAAGACAGCGAUGAAGAAAUUAAAAUGAUCUUCAAUGAAAUCAAAAAACUGUCUCACAAUAAUCAUGUUGAAAUAACCGACGAAGACGACGUGGAGUUGAUAUUGAGAAAAGCCGAAAACAUAGCAAAUGAAACAGAAAACUUACUGAAAAGCAGUCCAGUGGUUACUAAUAAGGCUACCUCUUAUCUAGGUGAUACAUCAGCUAUUUCCGAAGUAAAAGUUGAUAAGUCAAAAAGCUUAGAAGCUCCCAAGGAAGGCAACAAAUCCUUUAAGGUCAGCCCAGGAGUAAGGCGAAAUGGGAAAGACAAUAUUGAUAGUCGACGUAAGUCGAAAACAAGACCUUUCUCCGCAGGAGUAGUAGAUUCUAAGAAAAAAGAAGCCGCGAAAGUAGCUCGGCUGACGUCUGGUACGCCGAAAAAACUUAAUUGUAAACACGAUCAGCAGUUGGAAGAGCUAAAGGAUACAAAUGAAAGAGUAAAAAGUCUUGAAUUAUUAAACGUACAACUUGUAGACGAUUGUAAGGCGUUAAAGAAAAAAGUAAAUGAAUUAGAAGAGGAUAAACAAGUGGCUGAAUUUAAAUUAGUUGAAUGCGAGAAAUUCGUUAAUCGGCUUGCAAAGGAAUAUAAUAAUAGAGAAACUGAACUUAAAAAUUAUAAGCAAAAUGAGCAAAGUGCAUUGAUUGAGUUAAACAAGGAGAAGAAUGAAAGAAAGAACUUUAGUAUCCAACGUGAGAAAGAUGCUAUGAUUAUACAGGACUUGCAAAGGCAGGUUAAGGAAAUGGAGUUGAUAUUGAGGAGGAAACAUCCGGACUCUGUUUCGGCGUUAAUUGUUGCAUCAAAAUCAUCCACAGUCGAUGACAACAAAAAGAAAUUGUUAGAAGAUCGUAUAUUGAGAUUAGAAAAGGAAUUGAAAGACAAAGAAACGCAUUUUCACCAAGUUUUAAUAAGCCUUCAAGAAAAGUUUACCGAUAUGAAACAGAAAUACGAGAAUCAUAUAGUCGACGUAGAGAGACAGCUAAUGGAUGACAAAAAAACCAAUAACGACUUAAAAAAUAAAAUUAAUAAAGUUAAUUUACAAGACAUUGCCGUCCAAACAGUCCAAAAAAGUCAACAUACGGUUGGGACACAGACUUUUUUAAAGGCUGACAGAGCAUCAUCAGCCGUUAGUAGACUAACCCAGAAUUCAGCCUUAAUUUUCAACAGACUGAAAGAAGACAGCUACCUCAUUGCUACAAUAAAAGGAUUACAGACUGAACUUACAGCGAAACAACGAACAAUUUCUAAAAUUAACCGGGAAACGGAGGAGUUAAGAAAGAAUUUGAGAAACUUGCAAAAGGAAAAAGAAAUUUUAAUGAAUUUAAACCCGCAAAAGAAAAGUACAUGUAGACCAGCUAAGUCAGCUGAGAGUGUGAUGCUUAAAGUGACUCAUGAGAUGGAAGCUGAAAUAUCAGAUGUAAGGAAGCAGAAGGAGCUCCUCAUGGAAGAAAGGGUGGGUCUUCUCGCGUCUUUAAAAAGGUCUAAUGAAGAUCUAAUUAUGUUGAAAAAGAAACGUAUUCAAGAUCUUCAUACACUACAAUUGGCUCAUGAAAAAGAGCUAAUGCAGAUGAACAUGCAACUGUACCCUCUACAAGAAGAAAUUAAACUGCUAAAUCGCACUGUUGAAAUUCUUCAGGAACGGGUAAGAACAGCGGAUGACAAGUUGAUAAAGUACCAAGCGACUGAAAUGCAUGCGGGUGGGGAUAAUUUUGGGUCCAAGGGGAAUAGCCGUAAAUGAUCGUUUUUUUAACUUGGUCACAUUAUAUUUUUUGCUGGUUAUCCAUAGCUUAAGAAAAUUAUGCCUAUUAGAUAAUUAUGCCUAGAAUAUUAUAUUAAUAUUAUUUAGUGCGUUUGUCACGAAUAAUGUUAUGGGACAAUCUAAAGAAUAGGAAUUAGAUUUAUAUUAUUUUUCUAUUUGCUCCGUGUCUUUCGAAAGAAAGUUAUAAAAAAAAAUAUUAAUGAAAAUAGUCGCUAUAUAAGAUGAAUUAGUCUCGGCACGUAAUUUGACGAGAACUUUGGUCCUGGGGAAAAGGCUGCACGUAUAUAUGCGUUAGAAAUAAUCUACUUUUGCUCAUUUAAUGAUUCUGGUAACAUUAUUUGCCGGGACACCCUCCUGACUGUUAUGCUAGAUAUUAUUGAUUUUAUUAAUUUAUUAUUGAACUGAGCCUCUAGAUUCUACAGAACACAAAAAAAUUAUUGUGUUUUAAAUACUUCGGCCACUCUAUGGUACCUGAUCACUAUGUGCCUAAUUGAAGAUUAAUAUCACGUUUACAUAAACUAUAAUAUUUUUUUUUUCUGUUAAGAAAAUAUUUUUAUGUUUGAAGAGUUUUUUUUUUAACUAUGUAGAGCAAUGGGUUUCAUAAGAUUAGUUUUAAUGUAUAACUUUUAACUACCUAAACGAGUUUGUUACCAUAUUCUACCUUUGUCCACGCUUUUACUUGUAGACCACGGUCUCUCAAUGUUCCAAAAAAAGAACGUAAAAUAUUAAUCUCUGAACAAUAUUUUCUCUGUUUUUUCACGUAUAAGAAUAAGAUGAUGUUAAGAUAAGAACAAGAAUAUAUAUAUAGUGAUGACACUUCAAGUUCAAAGAACUAAGCAGCAUUAACAAUGGAAUAGAAAUUUCGCUUUUCUACUUAACGCUAAUUUGUGAAUUGAAUGUAAAUUGUUUGUAUUCUGUUUAUUUUCUAUACCAGCAAUAUCGUGCGCUGUCACUUAUGCUCUGUUCAACUAGGCUUAAUAUUUUUGUUUUUGAUUUAAUUUGCCAAUAUAACUAUUAUAUUUUUAUCACCGUGUUGUGCAAUCUUGGAUGAAAUAGUUUACGGUUUUUGCGCAAUUUAUUUAGUAAAAAAAUCUAAUAUUUUUUAUGCUAGUUCAUAAGCCGUAAAAGAGGAAUUUAAAAUUAUAUCGAAGCAUGUGUUCUCAUGUGUGUGUAAGGCUAGUAAUGUUUUAAUUUAUUAAAUUGUUAGAAUAAUAAAAGAUUGGUAUUUUCAAUCUGUGAUCGUUGUUAUACUACGCACACUAUAAUAAAUAAUUAUAAUGUAAGCUUUUACUUGCUAGUCAAAAAUAAUGUGUGAUAAAUCCCACCUAUGUGUUGGUAAUA
Pieris brassicae (large cabbage white) is the source of this 3479-nucleotide messenger RNA. RefSeq names its product centrosomal protein of 162 kDa. The coding region runs from base 249 to 2117 and encodes 622 amino acids. Gene Ontology annotation, cellular component: centrosome; centriole; axonemal microtubule. Gene Ontology annotation, biological process: cilium assembly. NCBI's taxonomy places the organism in Eukaryota, Metazoa, Arthropoda, Insecta, Lepidoptera, Pieridae. The transcript is spliced from 5 exons. The record is from RefSeq and is a predicted model, not a curated record.